Ilex paraguariensis (yerba mate) is the source of this 223-nucleotide messenger RNA. Lineage: Eukaryota; Viridiplantae; Streptophyta; Magnoliopsida; Aquifoliales; Aquifoliaceae. The record is from the annotation of a GenBank genome assembly.
AGAUAGUGAUGCCAAAUCGAUCUCAUGCCAAAAGCCAAGGCCUGCCACGAACUACCACAAAACUGCAUUUGGUGCAAUGACCACUGUUAAUCCCAUACAGGAACAACAGCAACUAGAACAAAAUAAGUGUGAGGUCACUGCCUGCUCUGGAUUCAGUCAUGGGAUGGGAGGUGUCGAGAAGGCACAUAUUGAAGACAGGCCUCGUCUUUCAUAUUAUUUAUGA